Molecule: messenger RNA, 1620 nt
Organism: Mucor velutinosus
Lineage: Eukaryota; Fungi; Mucoromycota; Mucoromycetes; Mucorales; Mucoraceae
Exons: 2
Coding region: 1-1620 (539 amino acids)
Source: RefSeq, a predicted model, not a curated record
AUGAGAAAUACACUGCGAAUAACAACUGUAGUAGCUCUGUUUGUCACAGUGACAUUCCUAUUCACUCAUUUUGUAUACAAAUCAAACAACAGCAUCCCUCAAGAUGAUGCCCUUCCUGCUGCUGUUGUUGCUCCUCCGGCUACGCACUACAGGACAGCAAGCACAACCGACGAGAAGUUCAUGUCCUUUUUUCCCCAUGGCGAUUUUGCUACUCAGCAUGAAGCUGUUAGGAACGCUUUCCGUAUCGCGUUGGAGACAAACCGCACACUUAUUCUACCUCAAGUUCGACUAGGCACCAGUGAUAUACCCUGGGCACCGUAUCCCAUCCUACAAAAGUACUAUGAAUCGCAAGACAAGGAAUCCCUGAAAGCAUCCUGUUUAUCCAACACACCCAACUGGCGCACAGAAUAUCAGCCCUGCAGAGAUUUGAAUCAGUGGAUUGAACUGCCUUGGUCCACCUUUUUCGAUUUAGACGCACUCAAAACUCAAUUUGGUAUUCGUGUUUAUGAACGUACAUGGGGACAUGGUUGGGGCGUUCAAGAGUCCAUGUUGGCCCAUGUACAGCUCUCAUCACAAGACGUGGUGGUUGUAGAUCCAAACAGUUUUCCAAGCAACGGUUCAGAUUGGGAUGUGCAGGAUAAACAAAAGGUGGUAGAUGGCCACAGGUGGUUUAGUGGCAUCUUUGGCGGAAAAGGGAAAGUGCUAGACGAAGUGGAGGCCAGCAAAAAGCUAGUGUCUCCUCUUAAAAUGCUGGUCACUGCAGAUCAACUGUUGCAGCUGAAUGAACGCUACAUUCAGUUUGGAUCCUUGGUAUUUGGGCUUCGGUUUCAGACCAGUACGAGCAAGAAACAGAGUGCGCUGCAAAAGGGGCUGAGGAGUACCGUAUUCACAUCACCAAACAAAUUCCAUGAAACCAAUUUAGCUGCUCAGAAAACUACUGCCAAAAUGGGAGGCGCCAAUAUCUACAAUGUGAUCCACAUGAAUCUAGAAGCUGUUACCAAAACGGAAUUGGCCAAUCAACGAUCCAUGAUGAUGGAGAAUGCUGAAAUUGAUGGCACCACCUAUGUCGAGCACUUCAAAGAGAGCCAUGCAGAUGGAACACCUUAUUCAUCUUUGGAAUUGUUACAACAACUGGACCACUCAACGCAGACAGAGCUGAUGGUGUCGCUUGUGCGUGAAUUGACAGGCGAUAUGCCCAUCCAUCAGGCCCUGUCAGCUGCCAUGCCGUUCCAAGAGUCAGCGCUGAAAGACUUGUUGUCGCAGAGUGCCGCCCCCGAAAGAAGCUCGUUAUUGUCGGCUUGCAUCCAAUACAGAAAGGACAUUGAUACUCGCUAUCCGAUUUACUACAUGACAAACGACGUUUAUCCCGACUUGCAUACACACCCAGAGCUGUUUGGUCCAUUGUUGGAGGCAUUUCCAUGUACAUUUACACCAAACGACAUGUACAAUUGGGGAGUGAUCAAGAGAGAUUGGGCAAGUAAGAUAUCUGGUUUGAAUGAUCCAUAUAUGGAUUACGAGGGCGUGUUGAGUCCUGUAAUGGAGAUAUUGAUAGCACGCAAAGGCUACUCGUUCUUUGAAGUACCCACCACCAAGCUCACUCGAUUGCUUUCAUGGCAUUAA